GGAAGCGCUAGAAGUUGGUUUUAGCGUCCGUCUACGUUGUUCACGUUACGUUUUAAAGUAAGUGAAUCGUCGUCGUCUCCGUUGUUGACGUCGUCGUCGUCGUCGUGGCAUUUUUUUUUUUGUGGGUGAGGAAGUUCCACCCCAUCAGGCGGUACUUUUUUUGUCCAUGCGUUUCCCAUUUGGCCCCCGCACGGUUGUUGUUGGUGGCGUAUAGAUCACCGUGAGCUCCUCCGAAUUCCGCCGCGUCGUGAAUUUAUUUGAAUUUGCUGGCCGCGACUGGCAUCGGAUCGGCCAGCAGCAGCAGUUAGUCAGUUAGUUGAAUUAAGAGCGUGCACGACUUAGAGUGGACUUCCUUUGUCUUGUUGCGUGUUUAACGAUUAAGUUGGCUGGCAGAGAGAAGAAGUUUAGUGAGUGAGGGUGCGGGUUGUCAACUUGGAGCGGCCCCUUUAGAGUGACUCGAGCCAGCUCAGCCCCGGCAAGGAUCUUCUCGUGAAACACAAGCUACGACUAGAUCGUGAGCGCACAGGUGCCUCAGAACAGUGCUGAACCUCAUCCGAGACAGUUCUCGGAAAAUUGUGCGCAGUGUGAGAGAUUGUUUUGCGGAAGUGUUGUGUGCCGGAAGUGGAUUAUUUUUCAAGAAAAUAAAAUUUGUGAAAACGGCAGUGCAAAUGCUGAGCUCGGUAGACACAAUGUCCAACAUAAGUGCAUUUUAUCGCGACAAGGUCGUAUUUGUGACGGGGGGCACGGGAUUCAUCGGGAAAAUUGUUAUGGAAAAAUUGCUACGAACAUGUGAAGUGAAAGAAGUCAUUCUGUUGGUACGCGAAAAGAAGAACACACUUCCUGAGCAACGUAUCAAAGAGCUGUGUUCGUCGCCUGUAUUUGAGCGGCUUUCGAAGAAGUCACCAAACUACAAGGACCGUAUCAAAGUCGUGGAAGGCAACCUGGAGAAGGAGGGACUGGACUUGUCACCCGAGAACACACAAUAUCUGUGCGACAACGUGAACGUCAUUCUACACAUUGCAGCCACCGUAAAGUUCGACGAAGAAAUCAUCAAGGCCAUCAACAUCAACCUGCGAGGAACUCGGGAAGCACUUGAAAUCGGCAGAAAAUCCAAGCAUCUAGAGAGUUUCGUCUACGUUUCGACGGCAUACUCAAACAGCUACACCGAGUACAUUGAGGAACGAGUUUAUCCGUUAGAAAUGAACCCGGAGAAGGUGCUGGCAAAUUUGGGAGACGAGAAAUUCAAAGACGAUCUUUACAAAUACUCGUUAAAAUGGCCAAACACAUACACAUUCACCAAAGCCCUGGCGGAAGCCCUUACACAAGAGUACAGACAGUAUUUCCCAGUAGCCGUUGUUCGACCUUCCUGCGUGAUGCCUGCACUAGAUGAACCGAUUCCCGGCUGGUGUGACAGCAUCUACGGAACCAACGGUACAUUCAUUGGAUGGUACUAUGGACUGAUUCGGACUAGUCUCAUCGAUCCAGAUGUUCAGAUCGAUACCGUUCCCGUAGACUAUGUUAGCAACACAAUCAUAUCGGUCGGAUGGAAAACAUUCACCGAAAGGGAAAAGGAAAAGGAACUUCUAGUGUAUAACUGCAUCAGCUCAGCUGACAACCCCUUAACAUUCGACGAACGGCGCCGAGACUGCGAAAAGGUCUUGAAGAAACACCCGCUGCUAACGGCCAUGUACCGACCGAUUACUGUGUGCACCAACAACGAAGCCAUGUUCUGGAUCUACUCGAUGGUCCUGCACUACUUGCCAGCCUUCCUGAUUGAUACGGCCCUUAGGUUGCGAGGUGAAAAGCCACGACUCGUCAGUGCGUACCAGAAGAUCGAUAAGGUUGUCGAAACGGUGAAGCGGUUUACCAGCACGACCUUCUUUUUCGACAAUCAAAACAUGCGAGAUCUGUACAUUCAGAUGAGUUCGUUGGACCACCGGAUGUUCCCGUGUGACAACCGCACUUACAGCUGGCGCCUAUACUUCGAGCGCGUCGUUCCCGGUCUAAAGAAAAACUUCUUCAAGGAAGACUUGAACAACGUUCAGCAGGCUCGGCAAGCCCUCCGGAAGAAGGAACUGACCGUAAACAGCGUGCUGGCUCUGCUUUUCGCUCUGCUCUGUUUCCAGCUCUACUAUUGGCUGUUUUGAGCUGUUCAGAUAGUAUCGAAUGUUUUGCUGUUCUGUUAGUUCUAGGCCAACAGGUUCGAUUGAGAACUUUAAUGAUUAAGUUUUUACAGCGAAAUGCGUCCCUAGUCGCGCACAGUGUUGCACGACUUGGAGAUCAGACCGAUUCAUUAGUGGCUUUUUGCUUCUAACGGAAAAGCCUGUUCAGCCUGAGAUGUGGUCUUGGUGAUCUACGAACUAAAGAAGGGACCAUGCGACUAUCAAUGCCGUUAUUACUUCACGGUUUCCUUCAAGGUUGCAGGAGAUGUUCAAUGUAUAUAGAUGAAAAAUGAUUAUAGAUUUCACUUUUAACUACUCACGUUGCAACCAUUCUUUGCAAGUUUAUACCAAAUAAUAAAACUGUUCGUUUCACACGAAAUAAAAACCUUUAUGUUCCAUCACCAGACAAUAGAUCACCAGAUACGCAUAGGUCGCUAAAUGCUGACGAUUGCUCAACGUAAUAUUGAAUGAAGGGAUUCACCAAAUGAUUUUGGAAGGGCCCCUGAAAGCGGGUCUCAAAGUGAACAUCGACAAAAGAAAAUCAGAAGAAACCAACAAAAGGCACGCAAGUUUACGAUAGAGUUAUUGUAGGUAUCAUAAGUUGUAAUUUGUACAGCCACUUUGUUAGGAGAAAAGGCAUUGCAGUUAGUCAAACCAGUCGAUCGAUUUCAGUGGAAAGUUUGCUUAUCGACACUGCGCUUAGUUUUUUUUUAUUCUUUGACUACAAGUUUUGUUUUAGUAACGAUUAGAUUUAUAUUUAUUGGCAAUGCUUAUUUUUAAUCGAAUCUCUAUGAAACCCCACAGAAACGUGGAAAAAGUCGAGACUAAACUCAGUUCUCAGAGAUGCUCAAUUUCAUUACUUCCUCCAACAAUGCGAAGACAAUUUGUCUAAGGGUAUCAUAUAACGCUACGUUAGGUUACAGAAAAAGUGCAAAUUGUGAGGAACAUAAAAUGCAAGAUUCUUUUUUUAACUUCCGGGAUUUAAUGCUAGCCACAGGUACAUUUUAUGCGUAGUUAGGAUUUAAACCAAACCUGUAUUCAUGAGACAAUAAAAACGAUCAAUAGA
This is a messenger RNA of Uranotaenia lowii, 3228 nucleotides long. Its product is annotated as fatty acyl-CoA reductase wat-like. Gene Ontology annotation, cellular component: peroxisome. NCBI's taxonomy places the organism in Eukaryota, Metazoa, Arthropoda, Insecta, Diptera, Culicidae. The record is from RefSeq and is a predicted model, not a curated record. Gene Ontology annotation, biological process: long-chain fatty-acyl-CoA metabolic process. Gene Ontology annotation, molecular function: alcohol-forming very long-chain fatty acyl-CoA reductase (NADP+) activity. The transcript has 7 exons. Bases 669 to 2147 code for a protein of 492 amino acids.